GCAGCUAUUUACCCCCCCCCCCCCAAUUCGUUGGGGUUAGGGUUUACUGUGCAUCACAUCAAUGUCUUCCAAUUCAACAGAGGAGGAAGAUGCCGUAUGCAUAAACGAGGCGUUGACGGACGACGAGCUCCGUUCAAUUCUGGUCAGGGUGGAGACCGAGAAAGACAAGGAAAUUUUCGGUUUGGUUUGUAAGCGAUGGCUUCGGUUACAGAGCACAGAAAGGAAGAAACUCGCCGCACGUGCCAGUCCUCAUAUGCUUCGUAAAAUGGCUGAUAGGUUCACACGUUUGGUUGAAUUGGACCUUGCUCAGUCCAUUUCUCGUUCUUUCUAUCCUGGUGUUACUGAUUCUGAUCUUGCUGUUAUUGCUAAUGGUUUCACAUGCUUGAGGAUCCUCAAUUUGCAUAAUUGUAAAGGAAUUACGGAUGUUGGAAUGAAAGCUAUUGGUGAUGGUCUUUCCUUAUUACAGUCCUUGGAUGUGUCCUACUGCAGAAAGCUGACUGACAAGGGAUUAUCUGCUGUUGCCAAAGGUUGUUGUGACUUGCAGAUAUUGCAUCUUACUGGGUGCAGAUUUGUUACGGAUAGUAUACUAGAAGCUCUGUCCAAAAACUGUCGUAACUUAGAAGAGUUGGUAUUGCAAGGAUGCACAAGUAUCACUGACAAUGGACUGAUAACCCUUGCAAGUGGUUGCCAGAGAAUCAAGUUUUUAGACAUCAAUAAAUGCAGUAAUGUCAGUGAUGUUGGGGUUUCUAGUAUUUGUAAGGCUUGUUCUUCUUCUCUCAAGACAUUGAAAUUGUUAGAUUGCUACAAAGUUGGGGAUGAAGCCAUAUUAUCAUUGGCCAAAUUCUGUGAUAAUCUGGAGACUUUGAUCAUUGGUGGAUGCCGGGAUGUGUCCAACGACGCAAUUAAGUUGCUGGCUACUGCUUGUAGAAAUAAACUUAAAAACUUGAGGAUGGAUUGGUGUCCGAACAUUUCUGACUCUUCGUUGAGCUGUAUUUUAAGUCAAUGCAGAAACCUUGAGGCGCUGGACAUCGGUUGCUGUGGAGAGGUGACAGAUACUGCUUUUCAUCUUAUAAGCAAUGAGGAGCCUGGUUUGAGUUUGAAGAUUUUGAAAGUUAAUAAUUGUCCAAAAAUCACAGUGGUUGGUAUAGGCAUUCUUCUGGGUAAAUGCAGUUACCUGGAGUACUUGGAUGUGAGGUCAUGCCCACAUAUUACAAAGGCUGGCCUUGACGAGGCUGGUCUCCAUUUUCCUGACUGUUGUAAGAUUAAUUUUAAUGGUAGCAUCAAUGAGCCUGCUGUUCUUCUUUGAUACUGUAAUUAUUCUUCAAGAUUAAUUCUAUCAAAAGAUUUGUAAUGUGAACUUUAUUGAUAAGCUGUACCUUUAGAAAUUUGAGGAGAAUUUGUCAGUU
This is a messenger RNA of Trifolium pratense (red clover), 1406 nucleotides long. RefSeq names its product F-box/LRR-repeat protein 4-like. Gene Ontology annotation, cellular component: SCF ubiquitin ligase complex. The transcript is spliced from 2 exons. Lineage: Eukaryota; Viridiplantae; Streptophyta; Magnoliopsida; Fabales; Fabaceae. The record is from RefSeq and is a predicted model, not a curated record. Gene Ontology annotation, molecular function: protein binding. Bases 62 to 1306 code for a protein of 414 amino acids. Gene Ontology annotation, biological process: SCF-dependent proteasomal ubiquitin-dependent protein catabolic process.